Messenger RNA from Tetranychus urticae (two-spotted spider mite), 1482 nucleotides. RefSeq names its product ribosome biogenesis factor Nop53. Gene Ontology annotation, molecular function: 5S rRNA binding. NCBI's taxonomy places the organism in Eukaryota, Metazoa, Arthropoda, Arachnida, Trombidiformes, Tetranychidae. Gene Ontology annotation, cellular component: nucleolus. The record is from RefSeq and is a predicted model, not a curated record. Gene Ontology annotation, biological process: rRNA processing; ribosomal large subunit assembly.
GCAGUUUAAAACUAUCAUAUGUUUGGUUUACGCUGUGAAGUUCAAUCUGUGAUAAUUAUCGUCAGAAUUUUAAUUAAUUGAAUGAUUAAUUAUCUAUUGUCUAUCUAUUAUUCUAUCCCAGAUUGUUCCUCGUUAACUGUGGAUCCAUCCAACAUCUAAAAAGAGGGUAAAAUAACGUUUACCCUUCAAUAUCUACUCUACUUGUUUCAAGUUGUUUCUGAGGCCUACCCCAUUCCACGUGUUUUCAACAUGGUUGCUUCCAAAAAACCAAAAUUUGCCAAAAGCCGACGAAAAGGCUGGAAAAAAGUUAAUAUAGAUGAAAUUGAUACAUUUUAUGAAGAUGUUCGUCUGAAAGAAAGAGUUGGGCAACCUCUAGAUGAACCUGCUUUUAAAAUUGAUAAAGAAGCAGAAAUCGAACCUGUUUUAAAUGGAGUGAAAAAAGGAAAAGUUCUUAAAAAGCUUAAGCAAACCAAGGAUUUAGCGAAGAAUAUCAAAGCAUAUAAAUCAUUAGUUCCAUCAUCUAGAGUUCCUCCUGUGGUUGUAUUCAAAAACCCUGCUCAGCCGGAAAAAAAAGUAAAACCCAAGACAUACGGCAAAUCAAUAAAGAAAAAGAAGGAAAAAUGGACUGAUUUGAAAGUUGGAGAUAUUUGGUCUGGAACACCGACAAAAGCGGAAAGAAAGACAAGACUUAAACUUAAAUCAGUUUUACCAGCUUUGGAGUUACCUCACCCAGGAACUUCGAUAAAUCCAGCUAUUGAAGAUCAUCAAGAUCUUAUCAAAAAAGCUGCUGAAGUUGAAUUGAAAAAGUUGAAGAAGGACGAAAAGAUUCAAAGAUUACUCCAUGGUGGUGUUACCAAAAAAACUCAGUCUCAAAUGCAAAAAGAAUGGCUUGAAGAGAUGUCUGCAGGACUGCCAGUCGCAAAUGAGGAUGAUCAAGAAAAAGAUGACGAUGAAAUUGUUGCUGAAGAUCCUGAUCUUGCCAAUCCCAAAAAAGUAAUUAGAGCCGAAGACCGUAAAUCAAAAUCUAAAAGACGAAGAGAAAUGCUUGCUAAAAUGCGAGAAAAGGCAAUUAGGGAAGAGAAAGAGAAAAAGAAGAAAGAAAAUAAAAUCUAUCAACUAAAGAGAAUCAAGAAAGAAAUUGCUGCUGGUGAAGAAAAGCAUAAGAAAAACAUGGAAAUUCAUCAGAAAAAAUUUGAAGAGAAACUUUGUAAACCAGCUCGUUUAGGUCCACAUAAAUACGAAGAUCCAGAUAUACCUGUGAGCCUACCUGGAGAACUUGCGGAUCGACUAAGAUUGGUAAAAACUGAAGGUGAUUUGUUUGAAGAUAGAUUGAAAAGUUUACAAAAACGUAAUAUUAUCGAACCUAGAAAGUUGAUUUUGAAAACUCAAAAGAAAAAUGUUAAAUAUACUGAAAAAAGAGAUUGUCGGGAUUAUGAAAAUGAUUUGUUAAAUAAAUAAAAUAAUUUUUAGUAUUCUAAAUCU